AUGAAAUUGGUAUUGGGUCUCACUUUUUUGGAGCUGGCUCUAGUAGCCCAAUGUGCGCCUUUAAAUGAGCAAGAUAGUUCUGCGAAUGGCUCAAUUAGUACGGUAGGUUUGGUGACUACAGCAGCCGAACAACAGGCCUCUGCUUCAGAUAUCGCUUCUUCACAAACACCAGCCACGGUAUAUUCGUUUCUUGGCGAAUCUGGCGAUGCUUCUUCAGCCAUCCUGCAAAUGCCGACUUCAAGCUCGGAGAUGCUGGCAUCCGCAACUUCAGACUCCAUGGACGAAUCUUCUGCCGUAUCACAAUUUCUGAACGGUAGCGGCGAUUUAAAUUCUAAGCAGACUGCCACUGGUAGGGCAUCUAGCGUCACAUCUAUAAAGAGCUCCGGAGUGAGCUCGGCAUCCAACUCUUCUUCUCGGGCAAGCUCACAUGCUAAUUCGAGCUCUGGUAACUCUACCGGCUCAUCGUCAUCUACCAAUAGUGUCACGACCUCCGGCGGUGCUAAUAAGAUGGGCCUUCCACUUGUCGCCGGUGGGUUAGUAGCAGGCAUUGUAGCAUUACUAUAG
Messenger RNA from Torulaspora delbrueckii, 564 nucleotides. RefSeq lists its product as uncharacterized. The coding region runs from base 1 to 564 and encodes 187 amino acids. The transcript has a single exon. NCBI's taxonomy places the organism in Eukaryota, Fungi, Ascomycota, Saccharomycetes, Saccharomycetales, Saccharomycetaceae. The record is from RefSeq and is a predicted model, not a curated record.